This is a messenger RNA of Cucumis melo (muskmelon), 2069 nucleotides long. RefSeq names its product actin-related protein 2/3 complex subunit 2B. The transcript is spliced from 10 exons. NCBI's taxonomy places the organism in Eukaryota, Viridiplantae, Streptophyta, Magnoliopsida, Cucurbitales, Cucurbitaceae. Gene Ontology annotation, cellular component: actin cytoskeleton; Arp2/3 protein complex. The coding region runs from base 620 to 1723 and encodes 367 amino acids. The record is from RefSeq and is a predicted model, not a curated record. Gene Ontology annotation, biological process: Arp2/3 complex-mediated actin nucleation; actin filament polymerization. Gene Ontology annotation, molecular function: structural constituent of cytoskeleton; actin filament binding.
AAUUAAGAGUUUAACUAUAGGGGUGAUUUUUUCUUAUUUGAAAGAAGAAAAGAAAAAAACUUUCUGCAAAAACCUAGGCUUGAAAUCCAGAGGAAGCGCACAAAUCCAAAAAGAAGGUUAAACCACCGACCCAGUUCUAAUGGAAGUAAUCAAUUAUUGCAUCCUCCUUUUAUAUAGCCUCUCAUCCAGAAGGGAACUUAAAAAGAUUGUUGCUUUCAUGGAAUUUCCGAACUUACGUCUAUCAAAACGAUUGCAUGAGAUUGAAGCAAAACCCACUUAAAACUCGAAAUAGGGCUCGCGGAUUAGCGGCAAAAUCAACUUCAAUCAGCGCCACCAAACAAAGGGUUCUUCAGGAAGUGGAGAACAUCAAAUGGGUAAUUCUUAUAAUUGCUUUAUAGAUAAGUCACUGACAAAAAGAGAUAUGGUAAUGGUCUAAUGGGUAGGUUGCGUCCAUUGUUACCAAACUUUGAGUGGAUGUGGAGCUUAGAAUUUACUCAUAAUGUCAUUAUCUCAAGCAAAAAGGACGGGGGAAGGUGUACACUGCAUAUGUAUUGGAGUCAUUUCUUCUCAUGUAGUAUGAAAACAAAGAACGUAGAGAAGGCUGUUUGUUCUUGUGAGGAUGGCAUGCUUUCAAAGAGCUUCACCAGCUUUGAAGGAGAUCCUCCUUAAACUGUACAGUUUGGAAAAACCCACUGAAAUUGAGCAUCACUUGCAUGAAUAUGGUUCUGUUCAGUACCAUAUCCAGUCUUCCGUACCGGAUCCGCAGCACAUUUACUUGUCAAUUGCCACUCCAUUGUUGUCGCAAGGGGUUCUUUUAUCUGAUGGGCUCUCACCCUACACUGUUGAGAUGGUAAAACAAAUCUUCUCUCAUGCUGUUGAGAUCAUUGAACCUGCAAAAGAAGGAUACGAACUUACUCUAAGAAUCGACUCUGCAAAAAUUUUGCAUGGGGAAGAGUCAGAAAAGAUCAUUACAGACAUUGCUGCUGUUCAAGCAGUGAUCAUAAGUUCUCAGCUGAAAGAAGUAUUGAGAAAUGUUAAUUCACCGACUCUAUUUCAAGGAAUCUCUAGACCCAUCAAACUUGUAUAUCAUCCAAGGGAACCAUUCUUUGUCGUCAAGCAGCCUCAAAAGAUCCUCAUAAUCUACCCAAUUCGUUUCAAGGAAGAUACAGAUGUGAUCAUUGCAACAGCUUUCUUUCGGGAACUUAUGGAUGUGGGAAGCUCUGAAAAAUGGUCAGAAGCGCCUCCCUGCGGUUGGUCACCCAUACCCCCUCCAGAACUGAGAGGCGAACCUUUAGAAGAAUUGAGCACCAAUGGAGGAUUUGUCACCUUUGAUAUUUCUCUGCACCAUGUCGAAGGGAAAAGACUUGACAAUACAGUGUGGAGUUUGCUGAACUUUAAUGCAUAUGUUAAGUACCAUGUAAAGACAACCAGAGGUUUUAUCCAGAGAAGGAUGAGGAAGCGGUUAGAAGGGCUUGUUGAGAUCCUACAUCAGAAAUCUUCAGAUGUUGCUGUACUCAACAAGGGUCAAGGCAUUAAGUAUAUGAAGAAAUUGGUAGCUAGUACUAAACACAUCAAACAGAAAUGCCGUAGUUUGAGUAGGAAGAUCAAGAGAAUCAGGUUUCGAAUUAAAAUCCCCGGAUUUGCACGGUUUCGCCAAAGAUGGCUGAAGUUCCCAAAGUUUUCUUCUUCAAUUCAAUACACCAGAUUAAAAUGCAGUGAUUGAAUUUAAAAUAUUGCAACAAGAUGAAAUAUUUAAAUCUCAAGGACAUCAAUAGAAUAACUUUGGAAAUAAGGUAUAUUGUUGCUGAAUACGAGAAAUACAGAUUAUGGGAGAGGAGUUCUUUUACCAUGACCACAAGAUUAGUACUUUUAUUUCUACUUGCAAGGUGGCUUAGAGCUUAGCAUCCAUUAGAACAAAAAAAGAAGUUCCACUUAAUUGUUGCCAUUGUCAAUUAUCAAUUAUCAUGAAGAGCCUAUGUUUAAGAUUGCUAUUACUCAUAAUUUGAUUGUAAUUUUCAUUUAUGUGUUGAGUUGUUAAGUCAGUUCCAAAAUUUAUUGUUUCAGAUCAA